This is a messenger RNA of Gadus morhua (Atlantic cod), 3641 nucleotides long. RefSeq names its product excision repair cross-complementation group 6 (gene ercc6). The record is from RefSeq and is a predicted model, not a curated record. Lineage: Eukaryota; Metazoa; Chordata; Actinopteri; Gadiformes; Gadidae. Gene Ontology annotation, cellular component: nucleus. Gene Ontology annotation, biological process: transcription-coupled nucleotide-excision repair. Gene Ontology annotation, molecular function: ATP binding; ATP-dependent activity, acting on DNA.
GUACCAGCAGACAGGUGUGCGCUGGUUGUGGGAGCUCCACUGCCAGCAGGCAGGGGGCAUUCUGGGAGAUGAAAUGGGACUGGGCAAAACCAUCCAAGUCAUCGGCUUCCUGGCCGGCCUGAGCUACAGCAAACUAAGGACCAGAGGCUCCAACUACAGGUACCAGGGUCUGGGUCCCACAGUGAUCGUGUGCCCAGCCACAGUCAUGCACCAGUGGGUGAAGGAGUUCCACACAUGGUGGCCCCCCUUCAGAGUGGCCGUCCUCCACGAAACCGGCUCCUACACCUACAAGAAGGAGAAGCUGAUCCCGGAGAUCGCGGCGUGCCACGGGGUGCUCAUCACCUCCUACAACGCCGUGAGGAACCUGCAGGAGGCGCUGCAGCGCUACGACUGGCACUACGUCAUCCUGGACGAGGGCCACAAGAUCAGGAACCCCAACGCAGGGGUCACCACCGCCUGCAAGCAGUUCCGGACCCCCCACCGGUUCAUCCUGUCGGGGUCCCCCAUGCAGAACAACCUGAAGGAGCUCUGGUCUCUGUUCGACUUCGUCUUCCCCGGCAAGCUGGGCACCCUGCCGGUCUUUAUGGAGCAGUUCUCCGUGCCCAUCACCAUGGGGGGCUACAGCAAUGCCUCCGCUGUUCAGGUGCAGACGGCGUACAAGUGUGCCUGCGUCCUGAGGGACACCAUCAACCCCUACCUGCUGCGGCGCAUGAAGGCCGACGUCAAGGACAACCUCUCGCUGCCCGACAAGAACGAACAGGUUCUGUUCUGCCGGCUGACGGAGGAGCAGCGCCAGGUGUACCAGGACUUCCUGGACUCCAAGGAGGUGUACCAGAUGCUGAACGGCGACAUGCAGAUCUUCUCGGGUUUGAUCUCGCUGCGGAAGAUCUGCAACCACCCGGACCUCCUGACGGGGGGGCCGCGGCUGCUGAAGAACGUCCCCGAGGACCAGCUCACCGAGGAGGAGCGCUUCGGCUUCUGGAGGCGCUCGGGGAAGCUGAUGGUGGUGGAGGCGCUGCUGCGGCUGUGGUUCAGGCAGGGCCACCGCGUGCUGCUCUUCACCCAGUCCAGACAGAUGCUGGACAUCCUGGAGGUGUUUGUGAGGGAGAACUGCUACCAGUUCGUCAAGAUGGACGGAACCACCCCCAUCGCGGCGCGGCAGCCGCUCAUCAACCGCUACAACGGGGACCGCUCCAUCUUUAUCUUCCUGUUGACCACGCGGGUCGGAGGCCUUGGCGUCAACCUCACUGGAGCCAACCGGGUCAUCAUCUACGACCCCGACUGGAACCCCAGCACCGACAUGCAGGCCCGGGAGAGAGCCUGGAGGAUAGGGCAGACUCAGCAGGUGACUGUCUAUAGGCUGUUGACUGCCGGCACCAUUGAGGAGAAAAUCUACCACAGGCAAAUCUUCAAACAGUUUUUGACCAACCGCGUCCUGAAGGACCCGAAGCAGCGGCGCUUCUUCAAGUCCAACGACGUCUACGAGCUCUUCACGCUGUCCAACCCCGACGGCGACCAGGGGACGGAGACCAGCGCCAUAUUCGCAGGCACGGGCUCGGACGUCAAGGCGCCGAUAAAACCAGAGAGGCCGAGGUCAUCGCACCGGUCGAAACACUCCAGACAUUCCCACAAACACUCCCAGGCUGACUCAAACGGCGCUGCCUCAGCCCAAAGCCCAUCCCUGACCCCCAGUGCUGCUGUAAAGGAAGAGAACACUAGCCAUAGACUCUCUCAGGGUCUUCCAAAUGGACUCGCCGACGGGGCGAACACGGCGUCCGCCUCUCCGUCGGGGUCACACUCGGACGGAGCGAACCUCAGACCACCGGUCACAGACCACCACGCCGCCACGGCUCCGCACAAACACAGCGAGAAGAGGAAGCACUGCCGCACGGACCAACGCAAACACAAGAAGAAAGGGCGUCGCGAGGCCCAGGUGGAGGGCCAGCACAUCCCCCACCUGGUGAAGAAGAGGACCUUCAGGAAGGAGGACGACCACAAGGACGACCUGAGGAGGAACGACGACUACGUGCUGGCCAAGCUCUUCAAGCAGUCAGGAAUCCACAGCGUCAUGCAACACGACAGCAUCAUCGAGGCGUCCAACCCGGACUACGUGCUGGUGGAGGCGGAGGCUAACCGCGUGGCCCGGGACGCCCUGAAGGCCCUGAAGGUGUCCCGGCAGCGCUGCCGGCCGUCCUACAACCGGCCGGCGCCCCAGCCCCCCGCCCGGAAACGCUUCGGCCAGAAGAAGAACCCGCUCCUCGCCACGGCAACCCCCGUGGCCCCGCCCAGCGCGGAGAAGUGCAAGGACGCGGCCUUCAUCAAGAGGUCCGCCCCCAAGAAGCCCGGCGAGGGGGGGGGGCACUUCAGCGGUGAGGGGGUGGAGGGGGCGGAGUCGGGCGCCACCCCUCUCUCCUCUUCCUCCCUGCUGGCUAAGAUGAGGGAGAGGAACCACGUCAGCCGUCCCUCGGCCCCCGACGACGAAGAGGAGGAGGAGGAGGGGGGAGGGGGAGGGGGCGGGGCCGGGGAGGCCGCCGGACCCCCGCCCCCCCCCACGGAGCACGACGAGCUCCUGGUGGAGCUGAGGAACUUCGUGGCGUUCCAGGCGGCGGUGGACGGCCAGGCCUCCACCCAGGAGGUGCUGGGGCACUUCACGCCGCGGCUCUCCCAGCAGCAGGCCCCGGUGUUCAGGGAGCUGCUGCGGAGCCUCUGUGACUUCCAGCGCGCCUCGGGCCAGGGGGGCAUGUGGAGGCUGAAGGAGAGCUACCGCUGAGGGGGAGAGGGCCCCCCCCCCCACGGUGCUGGGGGCUCAGGCUACAUGGCUAACGCUAGCUGGGUGGGAGCUACCGCUGAGGGGGAGAGGGCCCCCCCCCCCACGGUGCUGGGGGCUCAGGCUACAUGGCUAACGCUAGCUGGGUGGGAGCUACCGCUGAGGGGGAGAGGGCCCCCCCCCCCACGGUGCUGGGGGCUCAGGCUACAUGGCUAACGCUAGCUGGGUGGGGGGGGAACGAGCGGAUCCUGAAAUGAACAAACGGUGGCUAGGUGAACGCGGCGGGUAGCUCGUGGGCGCGGACGGCUCUCACUGUAGCUCCAGAUCACCGCACUCUGUUAGUCUGACAGCCAUUGGCUGAAGAUCGGUCACAUGGUGGAUUACCGUACUGUAUCGAUCCGAUUUUUUAACAUUUGCAAUACAUUUUUAAAUGUACAAUUCUUGAAUUGGAAGAUCAUUCUACAAUGAAGUCACAAAGAGCUUAACCUUUUCCAGUAUAUGCCAUCCGGUAUAUUUGAACAAACUGUUAUUGUCCGCCUGUUGAUAAUUGCAUAGGAGUCGAGCCUCAUCGAACUGACGUUUUCUUGGGAACAUUUUUUGGUCUUUUUUAACUGGAAGUACUUGACAAUUUUUUGUAUUGAUCUAGGACAUUGUGCUGAUGAUAUGCUUUAAGUAAUGAUUAUGUUAUACCUUUGCAGCAAAAAAGAUAAAUUGCAACAAAAACUGCCUCAUGAAUGUCUUUUGUAAUACUAUCCAUGCAAUGUGUUAUUUAUGACCAAUUUAAAAAGUUCACUGUAAGAAAAAAAUGUUUUGUACGGAUCGAUGUUGAUGGGGUUGAUACUGUAGACCCAUAAUAAAAUAAUCUACCUCCUUA